Molecule: messenger RNA, 450 nt
Organism: Microthlaspi erraticum
Lineage: Eukaryota; Viridiplantae; Streptophyta; Magnoliopsida; Brassicales; Brassicaceae
Source: the annotation of a GenBank genome assembly
AUGGAUUUCAUCAAGACAAGUUCCCUGCGUGCUCUGAUUGAGUUAAAUUUCCAACGCAACUGGAACGGCCUAAUUUGGAUGAGUAGAAAAGGAGUUAUAACUAAAAGAGUGGAGACUGUCCAGACGGCUCUAUCGAGAAAACAGCGCCCAACCGCGCAGUCCGGCUGGCCGAGAAACUAUUGUUUCGCGCUCGGCCAAACUCAUAUCCGCCCGUCUGAAGGCUCGGCCAAAGUUCGAAGUCGACCGGCCGACCACGUAACACGACCCGGGAAACAUUGUCCCGCGAUAAGAGAGAGGAUGGACUGUUUCUUUAUUGACAUGUCUCAACUAGACCUGAAUGAGGAGUCGGCUCAUAUGUAUCUCAAGCCCCUUGACAAGAAAAUUAAAGGGCUGGUUCACUCCGGGUUGCGUUCUGGCCGAGAUGGGACAUUUCGGUCGACCGGAGGGUAG